AUGGCUGUCAUCGACACACUCGAGCGGCGCAUAUACCACGAUGAACCGCCGCCCUACCAAUCGCGGAUUGCUAUGAACCCGACCUUGAUUGUAUCGUGGUGGUGCACAUUGUUCGCCCUCACUGCCAUCCUGAUCCGCGUGUUUGGCCGAUGGGUGCGCACGGAGCGACUGUUUCGCGAAGACUGGAUCAUGUUCUACAGCAUAAUACCACUGAUGAUUCGGAUGGCACUUGUACAUGUGAUAUUGAUAUGGGGUACCAACAACACACAGACUGAAGGCUUCACAGCUCUUCAAAUACACCACCACGAGAUUGGCAGCCGACUGGUUCUGGCCGCUCGAAUCUUCUACGCCGCAUACAUCUGGAUUGCCAAACUCGCCGUUCUGGAAUUCCUGAAGCGCAUCAUCGGAAAGUCAUGGGCAAAGUCGUACGAGGUCGGACUCCGAUACAUCUAUGGGUUUUUGGGCGCCACCUUUGUCGCCGUUGUGGUUGGAACGCUAGUCGAAUGUCAACCGUUCUCGCACUACUGGCAGGUCGUGCCGGACCCAGGUGCCCACUGUCGAGAAGGACUGGUACAGUUAAUCGUCAUGGGUGUCUGCGACAUCGUCUCCGACGUGGUGCUGAUCGUCUUCCCAAUUCCACUGGUCUGGCAGUCCUCGAUGCGCUUCUCGAAAAAGAUUUCCCUCAUCCUCCUCUUCCUCCUCUCCGUUAUCCUCGUCACCAUCACCGCCUACCGAGUGCCGUCCACCAUCUCCCGGCGCUCGUCUCAGCACUAUCGAUCGCUGUUGGCGUCGCUGGAGAUUCUUGCCGCCGCCGGGGUUUCAAAUGCCAUCGUCAUCGGCAGCUUCAUCCGUGACAGGGGGGUCAAGAAAGCAAAGUUCAGAGCUGCGUCUAUCGACGACGGCAGUUCCCUUGGUCGCACAAACACUCUGACCCGCGCCGUGACCAUGACUCACCAUCACUGGGGCUCUGACGAGGAUCUAGCCAGAGGUGUUGGCGUCGCCUUGCCUGCACUCCUGAGACGAGGGACUUAUCUGGAUCAACCCCGUCCAGCCGAGGCUGCGGUUUCGACGACCCCUCCAAAGGCGCCUUCCGGCCCCCUCGACUCUGACGACCACAAUCCACAUGCUACCUUUAAAUCCAAGUGGAAUUUUGCAGAAGCGUCCCGCAUGCGCAAAAAGCCGUCUCUGGACACUCUCAGCAGCGCCUCAACAGAGGACAUCAAAAUGCGGAAUUUGGGCCUGCAAAUCAGUGGACCACCUCAUGGUGCUGGUGAGCAUGAAUACAACGAGCCCGACACACCAAGUCGAAUGGGCUUUUUCGAUGUCGGCGGUCUAGUGGACGCUCCGCCAAAUGAAUCCCCAAUAUCUCGUUCGCGCCAUGCAUCCGUCCAGGAAGUCUCUCACCGCUUGUCUCAGGCGCAGCAGCAGCAGCGAUCCAGCUCGAAAGCUUUCCUCGCAGAUAUAGGCGGCCUGUUAACCCGACCUUUACGCAUCCGCGAAGAAGAGGAGAUGCACUCUGCUGGCACGCCUUCCACGAGAAAAGGCAGUAGCCCGAGCCGUUCGCCAAUGAGAUCGGAACGAAGGAAAAUCUCAAGGGGGAGUCGAUUGCCCUCCUCGACACAGGAGGACGUGGAUGUGCUGCCGCUACAUCGGCCAAGCGGGCCCGACGAGAUGUAUCUGUCUGAUGCGGGUGGCUUGUUGAAAUGA
Messenger RNA from Cladophialophora yegresii CBS 114405, 1707 nucleotides. RefSeq lists its product as uncharacterized. The transcript has a single exon. The coding region runs from base 1 to 1707 and encodes 568 amino acids. Lineage: Eukaryota; Fungi; Ascomycota; Eurotiomycetes; Chaetothyriales; Herpotrichiellaceae. The record is from RefSeq and is a predicted model, not a curated record.